UGCUGCGGCCGCUGCGCUGCUCCGGCUCGUCCCGCUCGUGGCUGCGGUCCCGGGCAUGGAGCAGAGCCCGGGCCGGGCCCCGGAGCGCAGCGAGGUCCCGCGGGACGGAGAGCAGGACGAGGCGGCGGCGGGGGCUCGGCCCGGGCUGUGGCCCGAAGGAGCGGCCGAGCCCCCGGACGGGCCCGCGGAGCUGAGCGCGGAACAGCCCGGGGACAGCGAGAGCCCGGGGACAGCGAGCAACGAGCGGCGGGACCCCGGCGGGGACAGCGAGAGCCCGGGGACAGCGAGCAACGAGCGGCGGGACCCCGGCGGGGACAGCGCGGGGGGCGAGCGGGCGAUGGACGGGACAGAGCCCGGGGGAGAGGCGGUGGCACCCGCGGGGACGGAGCCUGAAGGGGCAGAACCGGCAGAAACGGAGCCUGAAGGGGCAGAACCGGCGGGGACGGAGCCCGAAGGGGCAGCACCAGGGGGGACGGAGCCCGAAGGGGCAGAACCGGCGGGGACGGAGCCUGAAGGGGCAGCAGCGGCGGGGACGGAGCCCGAAGGGGCAGAACCGGCAGGAACGGAGCCUGAAGGGGCAGCAGCGGCGGGGACGGAGCCCGAAGGGGCAGCACCAGAGGGGACGGAGCCCGAAGGGGCAGAACCGGCGGGGAUGGAGCCUGAAGGGGCAGCAGCGGCGGGGACGGAGCCCGAGGACGCGGCUGUGAGCCCGGCGGGGACCGCAGUGACAGAGCCCGAGGACGCCGCCGUGGCCCCGGCGGGGACGGAGCCCGCGGGCUCAGUGGCUGCUCCGACGGCGACGGAGCCCGAAGAAGCAGCCCCGGCUGGAGCAGAGCCCGGGGAAGCAGAGGUGACAGAGCCAGUGAGGACAGAGCCCGGGGAAGCAGAGAUGACAGCCCCGGCGGGGACACAGCCCGGAGAAGCAGAGGUGACAGCCCCGAUGGGGACACAGCCCGGGGAAGCAGAGGUGACAGCCCCGGCGGGGACACAGCCCGGGGAAGCAGAGGUGACAGCCCCGGCGGGGACACAGCCCGGGGACAUGGUGGUGGCCCCGGCGAGGACGGAGCCUCCUGUGAGAGAGGCGGUGAGGGAGGAAACCCCGAUGGAAAAAGAGCCCCAGGAGGCAGCGACAGCUGUCCCGGCAGAACCAGAGCCUGAGGAGGCUGCGGCGACAGCCCCGAUGGGGACAGAGCCCGGGGAAGCAGAGUUGGCAGAGGCCGGGGAAGCAGAGGGGACAGAGCCAGUGGUGACAGAGCCCGGGGAAGCAGAGGUGACAAAACCAGGGGGGACAGAGCCCGGGGAAGCAGAGGUGACAGAACCAGGGGGGACAGAGCCCGGGGAAGCAGAGGGGACAGAGCCAGUGGUGACAGAGCCCGGGGAAGCAGAGGUGACAAAGCCAGGGGGGACAGAGCCCGGAGAGGCGCUAGGACAGGCGGUCCCAGCGGGAGGAGAGCCCGAGGUGGCUGUCGCGACAGCCCCGUCCGAGGAAGCUCUGAGGGAGGAAACCCGGUCGGGGACAGAGCCCGAGGAGGCUGCAGUGACAGCGACAGUGACAGCUCCAGCGGGGACAGUCCCCGAGGAUGCGGAGCAGGAGGCAGCCCCGGCUGGGACAGUCCCUGAGGAGGGGGCGGCCCCGGUGGGGACAGUCCCCCAGGAGGCACUGGGGACAGACCCCGAGGGUGCUGGGCAGGAGGCAGCCCCGGAUGCUGUGACAGUCCCCGAAGAGGCGCUGGGGACAGUCCCUAAGGGUGAAGUGCAGGAACCAGCCCCGGCUGAGGUGACAGUCGCCGAGGAUGCGGUGCCAGCCCCGGAAGAUGUGACAGUCCCCGAGGAUGCAGUGCCAGCCCCGGCUGAGGUGACAGUCCCUAAGGAUGCGGUGCCAGCCCCGACUGAGGUGACAGUCCCCGAGGAUGUCCCCGAGGAUGCGGUGCCAGCCCCGACUGAGGUGACAGUCCCUAAGGAUGUCCCCGAGGAUGCGGUGCCAGCCCUAGCUGAGGUGACAGUCCCCGAGGAUGCGGUGCCAGCCCCGGCUGAGGUGACAGUCCCUAAGGAUGCAGUGCCAGCCCUAGCUGAGGUGACAGUCCCUAAGGAUGUCCCCGAGGAUGCGGUGCCAGCCCUAGCUGAGGUGACAGUCCCCGAGGAUGCGGUGCCAGCCCCGGCUGAGGUGACAGUCCCUAAGGAUGUCCCCGAGGAUGCGGUGCCACCCCCGGCUGAGGUGACAGUCGCCGAUCGGAGCCUGAACGGGCAGCGGGACCGGGAGCCGCAGCAGGAGGACGGGACGGGCUCGCCGGGAGCCCUGGAGGAGGAGGAGGAGGAGGAGGAGGAGGAGAAGCAGGAACACGACAUCUCCCUCUUCGUCAAGGCUGGCAGCGAUGGGGAAAGUAUUGGGAACUGCCCAUUCUCUCAGCGCCUCUUUAUGAUCCUGUGGCUCAAAGGUGUCAUAUUUAAUGUCACAACCGUGGAUCUGAAAAGAAAACCUGCAGACCUGCAGAACCUGGCCCCGGGCACCAACCCCCCGUUCAUGACCUUUGAUGGGGAAGUGAAAACCGAUGUCAACAAGAUCGAGGAAUUCUUGGAGGAGAAGCUGGCGCCGCCCCGGUAUCCUAAACUUGCACCGAAGCACCCCGAGUCGAACUCUGCAGGAAAUGAUGUCUUUGCAAAAUUCUCUGCAUUUAUAAAGAACCCAAGAAAAGAUGCAAAUGAAAAUUUGGAAAAAUCUUUGCUUAAAGCCCUGAAGAAGCUGGACAACUAUUUAAAUAGCCCCCUGCCUGAUGAAAUCGAUGCUUACAGCACGGAGGAGAUCUCUGCUUCCAGCCGGAAAUUCCUGGAUGGAGAUGAGCUCACUUUAGCCGAUUGCAACCUCCUACCAAAGCUCCACAUAAUCAAGGUCGUUGCAAAAAAAUACCGAAAUUUUCAUUUCCCACCUGAAAUGACAGGGAUUUCAAGAUACUUGAAAAACGCAUAUGCAAGAGAUGAAUUUACAAACACGUGCCCUGCUGACCAGGAGAUUGAAUAUGCAUAUUUGGAUGUGGCAAAGAGAAUGAAGUAACCAGAAUAUGCCUCUGUUUAUUGCUUCUGUGAUGGGCAACAGCCAAGCUGGAAAAGCAAUGACCAGCAGAGAUUCUGCGGUGUGAUUUUAAGUUCUGCUAUUGGCCAAUCCUUUUAUAAUGAUUGUAUUGCAUUAUAUACUCCUUCUUAAAUGA
Molecule: messenger RNA, 3203 nt
Organism: Oenanthe melanoleuca
Lineage: Eukaryota; Metazoa; Chordata; Aves; Passeriformes; Muscicapidae
Gene: CLIC6
Product: chloride intracellular channel 6
Exons: 6
Coding region: 56-3049 (997 amino acids)
Source: RefSeq, a predicted model, not a curated record